AUGGCCCCCACACCCCGCACACGCGCUACACAAGCGCGUGUCGCUAUUGACCCAGAUCUCCGCGCUAGCAUUGUCCACCUCCCAGCGUCGUUGUGUGCGACUUUGCUAGCUCGCGAUGUUGUGCCGCAGACCCUCCUUGUGGAGCUCGGCACAGACACCCAAACGUACUACUGCGGAUGGACAGGACUCAGUGCGAGUGCCUCUGUCUUAAGCGAUCCCAAUGCGGGGGAGCGCCUUGUCGUGAGCCCUGCGUUGGCCUCGCUCUUUACGCCGGCGCUCAACGACCAUACCAACGUCUCCCUUCGUCUGUUUCGGUCGCCGCCUGUGCCAGUCGCGCAGGAAGUGCAUGUGACGCCCCUAUCGCCGGACGACUGGGAAAUUCUUAGCGUACAUGCAGAAGAGGUGGAAAACAAUAUGCUCGCGCAGGUCCGCGCGGCCAAGCAAGGGCAAGUGCUGGCCGUAGCGGUGGGCCGCAGCGCUGCGACGGUGGUCAAGUUCCUGGUCGACCGUACUGUCCCACCUACUAGGCCUCUUGACGACGACGAAGCGGCUGAAGACGGCGCGAGCAUCGCCGUGCGGCUGUCAACGGACACAGAAGUGAUCAUUGCCCCGCGCGAACGUACGCAGCCCACGACAGAACCUGCCAAGACUCUCGAUACCACGGCGCCCAGUUCGGCCUCGCAAGGCCCUCUCACAGCGCAUCUGGCUCAAACGGCCCUGCAAGAUGUGCUAUGGCGUGUCUUGCCUACCUCGUUUACAAUUCCUCACGAAGAAGAGCAUGUGUGGUCCAUUGUCGUGCCAGCAGCCAUGGCACCGCCGUCCGUGGAUCGGCCAGCGUACGAACUGGUCGCACUGGCCUUUAAGCACGGCAAGCUGUGUGCCACGCGCGUCGCCUGCCCGACGAUGGCCCAAGCGGAAGGCCACGAAAGCGCGCCGGCGACGGGCACAGCGACGUUUGUCCCCGGCGCUCCGCCAGACUUGAGCGAGACGGACGAUGGCGCAUCGUACUGUGCAUGGCCUUCGCGUCAUAUCUGGAUGGGCGCAGCGCUUCGUGAAAAGCUGGGCGUGCAGGACGGCGAUGUCGUGGCGCUCUCGCCACCGCCGCCCGGCGCCGUGCGUGAAGCGAGUGACGUGGAUGAGACUGGGGUGCGUUUGCAGGCGCAUGCGCCUCAGAUCCGCGCCGGCUUGGACAAAGUACUUGAUCCAUGCUGGCAGGCGGUGCACCAUGUACACCAUGUGCGGCAGCUCAGUCUUGCGGAGCAGGGACGCAUGGAUGUCGGCGCCGACGCGCGGCUGGCCACGAUCCAGCGGCCCUUUGCAGGGACCAGUGCGCUGCUUCUCACAGGCCCGACGGGCGCAGGCAAGACGAGCCUGGCGCAGGCGGUCGGAUGGAAAGCGGCGAGCGAUCCAAGCACGCUGUAUCGCACGAUGCUGAUCAACUGUGCGACGUACAUGGAAGAGCGUCUGCCGUUGGUUCGUGCGCGCUUCAAAGAGUGGCUGGACGAUGCGGCAUGGCAUGCACCGACGCUCUUGAUCCUGGACAAUCUCGAUAUGCUGAUCCCUGCGGAGGGCGAGAACGUCGAUGCAUGGCGCUCGACGCACCUCGCGCGUGCGCUGGUCCAACGUAUCGAAGAAACGGUGCGUGACUAUGACGUGUUUGUGAUGACCACGGCGCAAGCGCCGACCAAUGUCCAUGCGCAUAUCCAGAAUGCCCGCAUUUGGACAGACAGUGUGCACAUCAAGCCACCCGGCAAGGACGAACGCUCGGCGAUUCUUCAGCAGUUGGUGAGCGAGGUGGCCCACAAGGCACAGCAGGCGCGUCCUGAGCUGGACUAUGUCGCGUUGGUCAACCAUACGGAUGGCUACCAUGUCGCCGACCUGCAAACGCUCACGGAUCGAGCUGUUCACGAGGCUACCAUUCGGUGCCUAUUGCAAGCGCAGCCCGUGUCGUUGAGCAUGGCCGACUUUGAGCGUGCGCGUGAAGGGUACACGCCACUGUCCUUACGCGACGUCAAGCUGGAGGCCUCCACUACACACUGGGCCGAUAUUGGCGGCCUGCACGAGACGCGGCAGACACUGCGAGAGACGUUGGAGUGGCCGACCAAGUAUGCGGCGAUCUUCGCCAAGUGUCCCUUGCGUCUUCGGUCUGGCCUGCUGCUGUAUGGCUACCCAGGGUGUGGCAAGACACUGCUGGCGAGUGCCGUGGCGAAAGAGUGUGGCCUCAACUUUAUCAGUGUCAAAGGCCCAGAGAUCCUCAACAAGUAUAUUGGUGCGAGUGAAAAGUCGGUGCGUGACUUGUUUGAGCGUGCGCAGGCGGCCAAGCCAUGUGUGUUGUUCUUUGACGAGUUUGACUCCAUUGCGCCGAAGCGUGGGCACGACAGUACAGGCGUCACGGACCGUGUCGUGAACCAAAUGCUCACGCAAAUGGAUGGCGCGGAAGGCUUGGAUGGCGUGUACGUCCUAGCCGCCACCUCGCGACCUGACCUGAUCGACGCGGCACUCUUGCGUCCUGGACGUCUCGACAAGUCGCUCCUGUGCGAUAUGCCGUCGCAGGCGGACCGCCUCGACAUUCUUAAGGCCAUUGCACGCAAAGUCCACGUGGCAUCAGACGUCGACUUGGCCCACUGGGCGCAGCGCACAGACGGCUACUCGGGCGCGGACCUCCAAGCGCUCGUGUACAAUGCGCACUUGGAAGCGAUCAACGAGCGGAUUCGCGACGAAGAGCAGCCUCAUGCCAUCACGCGGCCAGACGAUACGCCGAACGUGUCGUAUGUCGCGCUAGCGCCAACGAACGAGGCCCAAGCACCUACCACGCAAAGCCACGCCCAGAAAGCCGCGCUGGCCGAUCGGCUGCAGCGUAUGCUGCGCCCAGCAUCCCACGCCACGGCGCCGCAGGUAGUCGACCAGGCCACGAACGACGUGACGACUGAGGCCAUGCUCGUCCGCACGCGCCACUUGCACACCUCGUUCCAGUCGACCCGACCCAGUGUGCCCCAGGACGAAAUCGCACGACUCCGCCGCAUUUACCGCGAGUUCGCUGGAGAUCGAGAUGGCCAUUUCCCCGAUGGCACGCCUCAGUCGGGCGUCGGCGCACGAACGAGUCUCAUGUAG
Messenger RNA from Malassezia pachydermatis, 3111 nucleotides. Its product is annotated as aaa-domain-containing protein. The transcript has a single exon. Gene Ontology annotation, cellular component: cytosol; peroxisomal membrane; peroxisome. Gene Ontology annotation, biological process: protein import into peroxisome matrix. The record is from RefSeq and is a predicted model, not a curated record. Bases 1 to 3111 code for a protein of 1036 amino acids. Gene Ontology annotation, molecular function: ATP hydrolysis activity; ATP binding. Lineage: Eukaryota; Fungi; Basidiomycota; Malasseziomycetes; Malasseziales; Malasseziaceae.